Molecule: messenger RNA, 1842 nt
Organism: Phaedon cochleariae (mustard beetle)
Lineage: Eukaryota; Metazoa; Arthropoda; Insecta; Coleoptera; Chrysomelidae
Source: the annotation of a GenBank genome assembly
AUGUCCUGUAAAUCACAUUUCAGGUCUUCAGAAGUCAAACAAGAACCACAAAAAAUGCCAACACAGUUUGUUGACGUUGAUUCAAACAAUGAAAUAAGAGCAAAAAUUGCUUAUAAUGGUGAAAUUUUGAUAACUUACAUUGAUCAGAAUAUAACAUUGGAGCAGUUAUGUCAGGAAAUCAGGGAGAUAUGUCGAUUCCCCUAUGAGCAAGAAUUCACCAUGAAGUGGGUGGAUGAGGAAGGAGAUCCUUGCACAAUUUCAUCUCAGAUGGAACUCAAUGAAGCAGUGAGGCUGUAUGAACUCAACAGAGAUUCUGAGCUGACAAUUCAUGUUUUUCCAAAUGUACCCUCUCAGCCUGGUAUGCCAUGUCAAGGAGAAGACAGGAGUAUUUAUAGAAGAGGUGCUAGACGUUGGAGGAAGCUUUACAGGGUCAAUGGACACAUAUUCCAAGCUAAGAGAUUCAAUAGGAGGGCCUUCUGCGCCUUUUGCAACGACAGAAUCUGGGGCUUGGGCAGGCAAGGCUUCAAGUGCAUACAAUGCAAGCUGCUGGUGCACAAGAAGUGCCACAAGGCAGUCAACAAGCCGUGCACCAGCGAGCACCAGGAACCCAUAGUUAGAGGGGAGGAACACAACGGGGGGGAUUCCCAGCACCACCAAACUGCCCUCAACGAGAUAGCUGCGGAGUUGAGAGAGCGGGAGUUCUCCGAACCGCCGCCAGAUGUCACAGGGGAAUCGGUACCAGUGGAAGAUCCCAACAAACCUGUGGACGAUCUAGAACCGGGUUCCCAACGCCAGUACUCUCUCAACGAUUUCGAGUUGAUCCGGGUGAUCGGUCGUGGUUCCUACGCCAAAGUUCUGAUGGUGGAGCUGAAGAAGACGAAACGUAUCUACGCUAUGAAGGUGAUCAAGAAGGCCUUGGUGACCGACGACGAAGACAUCGAUUGGGUGCAAACGGAGAAGCACGUUUUCGAGACGGCUUCCAACCAUCCGUUCCUUGUUGGUUUGCACUCGUGCUUCCAGACGCCGUCCCGGCUGUUUUUCGUCAUCGAAUUCGUGAGAGGAGGCGAUUUGAUGUUCCACAUGCAGAGGCAACGCAGGUUGCCGGAAGAACAUGCCAGGUUUUACGCUGCCGAGAUCUCCUUGGCCUUGAACUUUUUGCACUGCAAGGGCAUCAUCUAUCGCGACCUGAAGCUCGACAACGUCCUUCUAGACCACGAGGGACACAUCAAAUUGACCGACUACGGCAUGUGCAAAGAGGGCAUAAGGCCUGGAGAUACGACUUCCACUUUUUGCGGCACGCCGAAUUACAUAGCGCCGGAGAUAUUGCGAGGGGAGGAUUAUGGGUUUUCUGUCGAUUGGUGGGCCUUAGGCGUCCUCUUGUACGAAAUGCUCGCCGGUCGAUCUCCCUUCGAUAUAGCCGGCGCCUCAGAAAACCCCGAUCAGAACACCGAAGACUACCUCUUCCAAGUCAUCUUAGAAAAGACGAUCCGUAUCCCGAGAUCUCUCAGCGUGAAAGCGGCCAACGUGCUCAAGGGGUUCCUCAAUAAGAACCCUGCUGAUAGAUUGGGGUGCCACAGCCCGGAUGCUUUCAUUGAUAUUACGGGGCAUCAGUUUUUCAAGAGCAUCGAUUGGGAUAUGCUUGAGCAAAAGCAAGUCCCGCCUCCGUACAAACCGCGCCUGGAUUCCGAAAGAGAUUUGGCCAACUUCCCGCCAGAAUUUACGGACGAACCGGUGCAUCUGACACCAGAUGAUCCCAGAGUGAUCGAAAAGAUCGACCAAUCGGAAUUCGAGGGCUUCGAGUACGUCAACCCUCUGCUCAUGUCGCUGGAAGAUUGCGUGUGA